Molecule: messenger RNA, 3676 nt
Organism: Xiphias gladius (swordfish)
Lineage: Eukaryota; Metazoa; Chordata; Actinopteri; Istiophoriformes; Xiphiidae
Gene: dbf4b
Product: DBF4 zinc finger B
Exons: 12
Coding region: 208-2736 (842 amino acids)
Biological process (GO): positive regulation of nuclear cell cycle DNA replication; regulation of cell cycle phase transition
Cellular component (GO): Dbf4-dependent protein kinase complex; nucleus
Molecular function (GO): zinc ion binding; protein serine/threonine kinase activator activity; nucleic acid binding
Source: RefSeq, a predicted model, not a curated record
CGUCUCCGCCAAUGUUUUUAAAAAAGCGGCGGUUGCUCCUCCACCUUUUGGUUAAUCAGUAGCUACUAUUUCUUUACCGGAGCUCUCCAGCAUAGUAACACAACGUUAGUCUUUCUUUGUUUUAGUUUUUUUCCCCCGACGAAGUGAAACACGUAGGAUCCUGGUGUUUUACAGUAAAGUUGUGAGCUCCUUUACUGCCCCAGGAUCAUGCACAAGCAGCAGUAUGCAGAGGAGCGAGACCUUCUGGGUAAACUGUGUCCUGGGGAGAAGCAGCUGGAGGGGAAGACCUUCUACCUGGACAAUGUGAAGAAACGCUCAACCGCCCUGCUUUUGGAGGCCAUAUCUCUUCUAGGAGGGAGGAUCGAGAGUUUCCUGCACAAGGAUGUGAACUUUGUUGUGACUGGAGGCCAAGAGAGUCUGAAGGAGGAGAGGUGUGCGGUUACCAAAGGAGGGGCAAAGGGAACAAAUGAAGAAGACCGACAUCCAGUUAAGCGGCAGGAGAGUGUCCUCAGCAGUGAAAAACAGCGACCAGGAACUCCUAGACCAAUGGCUUGUGGCAGCCGGGGGAAGGCUCUGCUUGAAAAAGCCAUUCGCAACAAUGAACGACUGCAGGGGAGCAGUGUUUUGGCCAAUGCCCGGUCGUGGGGAGUGAAGAUUUUGUAUGUGGAUGAUGUGCUUUUAUAUCUGAAACAACUGACUCGAGAGAGCUUCAGCAUGAAACACAAGAGGCAAGAGAGGACAUACACCAAACAACAAGGUUCUCAUGUUGUCAAAGCUUCUGCUCUAAGGUCUCCAUAUCUUAAAAUUGAAGACUUGAGCAGGAAAUACAAGCCCCUGCAUAUACAGUCUAUGACCUUCCCGUCUCUGUGCUACUUGGGCCAAUUUAGCCCCUUUGAAUCUCCACCUCCUCAGUUUGAAAACCAGACAGAGCACGGAGAAAAUAAAACAAGGGAAAAUAAAAAAGUUGAAAGCAGCAUUCAGGACAAAUCCCAAACCCCAGUCAACUGUAACCCCUCACCAUGGCGUCCACGCAAAAAGGACGCGUCAUACUGUGAAUGCUGUCAUCUGCCCUUUACUAAUCUGGAAGAGCACUUACAGUCUGAUCAGCACCGCAUGUUUGUGCUGGAUCCCUCCAACUACAGUGUGGUGGAUCAACUUGUGGCUGAAAUGCUUCCAGGAUUCAACCCCAAUCCAUCUCAAGAAUCAGAAGAAACCUUGAACAGACCACCAACUCCUUUGCCAAUCCAGGACAUCUGUGAACUGGAGCCUCUCACUGAUGUCGAAACGGAGCGUGCUGUUCAGGCCCUGCACAGACAGAGUUCAUCAUUCAAUACUCACAUCUCCAGCCCUGCUAGGGGUCCUUUUUCCAUUCGCCCCGCCAGCCCAUCACCAGGAGUUCAGUUUCCCAUCCCAAGUCCAGCCACAUUAUCUGCUGACAUCCUGUCUUUCACUCCUACAGAGUGCCAGUUCCCUGAUAUCCAGCCUCAUGCUGCAAGCCCAGCCAUGCCUGAAUUGGAUCUUGAACCACAAGCCCAUGCCUCAGCCAGCCAACAGCCACCCCCCUGCUACGAGACCCAGUGUCCAUCCCCUGACCCUUACUCCCUGCCCCCAGUCCUCAGCCCAAAAGUUCCUUAUUCCUCCUACAUUGUGGAGCCACACAGCCCGUAUUCAGAGCCUCCUAUCCUUAGUCCUCAACAAUACACUGCAGAGGAAGCUGUGGAAGAAGUCAUUUGUGAAAUGGACACUGCAGAGAGUCUGUCUGAGUCUGUCUCAGCUGUCACAGUUCCUGUCUCCAUCCCACGUCUUCCCUCUGUGACUGUGACAAAUGCAGACGAAGUGAAGAGAUCAAACCAUGAGGGUCUUUUAAUAUUCAGUGGGAUCAUAUGUUCCAGCAGUGGUUUGGAGUGUGACAAACUGGCUUCACGUAGAUCCCGAUCCCUGCCUCGACAGUCAGCUAUGGCGCCAAACCUCAAAAAACGCUGUCGAUCAGCCAGCCCUGAACACAGCUGCAGCAAAAGGAGGAGGAUUACAGUGAAAUUUGGCUACAACUUUAAAUGGACCGAACAAGGACAUAAAUCAACAAAAUCAAAAAGUGAAUUUAUGGCAAAGUCUGAGAGCUGUUUAUUAUUAGACAAGACCUCUUGUCAGAUAAUACAGUGCUGCCCUCACCAAACGGUCUCUUCAAAAUGCACUAUGGAAACACUUGAUUCAAAACAGGCUUUUACCACAUUUUGUGUUCCCACUCUACAGAAUUUCACUUUGGCACCAAUUCAAACGGACAUUUUGGGUCAUAGUAGAACAUCUGUAGCCACUCCGUCAAAAGCAAAGACUCGUGAUAGUCCACUUCAGUUCCCCAAGGAUAAAUCUCUCAGUGCGUUUUCCAGCCAAGACUCUCAUCGUUCAUCAUCCCACUCUACCUCAGUGUGCAUCGAGUCAGCCCUCAUCCCAGACUUAGCCGCGCUGUCUCCUUCAUCAUCGGACUCUGACUGGGACUGUGACCUGCUGUCACGGCUGGGCCCGACCUCGGCUACACUUCUGUCGCCCACUGAGCAGAGCUGUGAGCUUGACAAGGAACUCCUCCACAGGCCAUGCACCUGGAUGCAGGACACCAGCUAUGAGUCACGUCUGCACACUGCCCUUGAGACGUCCACCCCAGCAACCUCACUAUGUGGGGAGGAAAUAGACCCCUCAGUGUUUUCCAGGACUGUGGUACAGAUUGUUGAGGUUCAGCACUGACGAUUAUUUUCUUGAUAAUUUAAAAAAAAACAAAACUGGAAGACACAUAAGGCACCCGGAGUAGUAAGUCUUUGACUUUACAGCUGCAUAUCCCAUCUCAAGAAACAAUGGCCAGCAAUUGAGCUCUUCAAAAUAAGUCACUGAAGUGUGUACACUGAAUAAAUAUUUAAAAUUUAGUGCAAAUUAACAUGUAUAACUCAGCUGUUUUGAGACACGCAUAUUCGUAGUCUUUGUUGUAGUAGAUGCAUAGUUGAUGCUGGACAUCCCAUGAAUUUAAACAGCAACCAUUAUCAUUUUUACUCUCAAUUCCUAAUUCUCCUUGUGUGCAGAACCCCAGCACUAUUCUGUACAUUGUGCUGACUGCACUCUUUCAGCAGCUAUAUCCGGGAACCUAUGGUUUUACUGAGUAUUUAAUGAGGCUUUUCUGAAAAGGACAUUACUCAAUUACUGUAAGUGCUGCGCCUGGAUUAGAUCCCGAUUGCACUGGCGUUGAUGGUCAAACAGGCGAGGCGUUAGUAGAGUGGAAAACUCGCACAACCUGGGAGACAAACUGUCUGAUUAAUGUCAAACAGCUUUUCCUGCCUUUUGAAGGUGGGCCAAAGGACUGUCAUAGUCAAGGGGAGACGAGUGCUUCGCAGUAGUGCCCUGCAGCUAGAGGGAGGUUUAUUAUCUUCACUUGUCAGUUUUGAAAUGUAAGGUCACUUACCAUUAAAAACUCACCGUUGCUCAUCAUAGCGGACAAAACUCAAAACCUCAGGUUGCACAGAAAUCAAACCCUCUUCUGAAUGUAUAAUGUGGACAUUUAAAAUACAGAUGCAAAACGGAACAAGUAAAGAGAAACAACACAUGAUUUCAGUAUGUGGAAGACAGGCAGUUCUCUAAGGAAAAUGUGAAGUAAAGUCUUGUAAAGUGUUUUUAAAUAAAUGUUUUUAACCCUAAA